AUGGCCGAAAAUUUUAGCGUUGUUCUUCAAGGGCGCCUUCUGGACCCUGAAAUUCCAUUCGGUUUGUACGUGUUGGAUAUAACCUUAAAUGCCGUCUCCUCUAUCGUAACAAUCUUCGGAAACACGCUUAUUAUUGUAGCUCUUCGAAAGAUACGUGGAACACACGUACACAUGGUUUUCAAGGCAUUUCUUUUCAACCUGGCACUUGCAGACCUUUCAGUUGGGUGGUUAGUGCAAGUGCCUUAUAUUUUAGCUGUUUUAACGGCUAUGAGCGGAUACGCUGAGGUGUCUCGAAUCAUAGGCGCCCUGUUCCAUCUUGUUACAUGGUACUUUCCAGUAAUCUCAGUCGCCUUCCAAACAGCCAUUGCCAUAGAUCGCUUCCUUGCCUUACAUUUAGCAAGCUACCGUAGACUAGUCACAAGGAAGAGAGUUUUGAAAGUCCUUGUUUUUAUCUGGAUAACGAGAUUGGCCGAAACAUGUCUCAUCAUUUACGAUCAUCGCAUUUUCAACAUCAUGGUGAACAUUGGUUUAGGAUUUUGCAUGUUCGUCAUCACGGCUUGUUACUUAAAGAUUUAUUUAAAGCUCAGACGUCAAGACGAAACUGUGAGAGGCAUGAUCUCUCUUCGAAGCCUGAACAACUCCGGCCAAAGGCAAAGUGCACGUGUCAGAAAGAACAAUUUCAAUUUGGUCAAGUACAAACGCUCAAUCUAUACCAUG
Molecule: messenger RNA, 717 nt
Organism: Porites lobata
Lineage: Eukaryota; Metazoa; Cnidaria; Anthozoa; Scleractinia; Poritidae
Source: the annotation of a GenBank genome assembly